AUGCGCGCAAGCUGUCUUCCGCGAGGCGGGAAGCUCCUCGGCCGUUUAACUGAUAGUGAUCGACCGUUUCUAUGUCAGAGCCGUUUCUCGGCCCCCCCCCCCCUUCCCUCCGCCUCAGUGCGCGUUCGUUGUGAGCGCUUCCGCCCGGGUUUUGGUAGUGUGAACGGGGAAGCAAACCUCAGGAGCUUACCGGUGGAUAUUUCAAUAACGGCAGCCUCUCUAGAAGUGAGAAGCGGAGAGGCCUGCACAGCGGUGACGCUCCCGGCAGAGGUCAGGGUUGCCCCGUCCUCCUGCCGCGGGCUGCGGUACCUGCCGGGCGAUGGGCUGCACCUGAGGCUGCAGGUGCAGACUGGCUCCGACACGAAAUUGGUUUCUCCUUUGAGUGAAAGGCUGAAACCCCAGAAGAGUUAUGUCUUUUACUGUCAGUCCUGUGGUGACAUCAUAAUAAAAGAACGGAAAUUUCUCAGAGUUCUUCCUCUACCAGAUGAGAACUGGAGUGCUUUAGUUGAAGAAUGGUGUUGCCACCCUAACCCCUUUGCCGGAAGUGCAUUGCACCCUCAGAAAGAUGACUGUUUUCUUGGAGAUGCAUUUUUUCUGUUGAAUUCAGGAAAUGAGUCACACGUGCCAGGGUCUCCCUUGUACUGUGCAGAGGCUAGACAUCGCACUUCUCAGAGUGCCUUCACCUUGAAAUCAAAGGAAAAUACCAGAGUAAUCUGUAAGCGCUGCAAGACAACGCUGGGAGAAACAGUAUCAUCAGAGACCACUAAGUAUUAUGUCACUGAGGUGAUCAUUCGACCAUCCAAGGAAAGUUUCAACACAAUAUCAAGGUCUCAGUUCAUACAGAGCACGAUAGCUCAGUGUCUUGUGGAAUUUUCCCGUGCUAAAAGCACAUUCAGAUUCAGCAUAAAAGGGGAUGAUGGAAAAGUGUAUAUUUUGAUAUGGCUUUUAAAUUCUGACACACUCCUAGUGGAGUCUUUAGGAAGUUCGUCCUCCCACAAUGUUUUUAUGCUGUUUGGAGAUACUUUGAGGCCCGAUUCUGCAUCAACGGGGACCUGGAAUGCUGCCAAGAUUCUUUACCAGCCGUGCAUUAAAAACAGGAAUAAGGACCUUGCUGAUGCGUGGGAAAAUGAUAUUGGAGUUCAUCCUUUAACGUUUCCAUCAGCAACAUGUUUGGAAUUACUGCUAAUACUGAGUUUGAGUACCACCUCUCUGCCACCUUCACUUCGUUGCAUGAACUCUUUCCAGGUUGCCUUUUUGAAGAUGUGAAGAAUCCAGAUAUAUAUGUUGAAAACUAUUCUCAAAUUCAUCUUCAGCAAAAACGUACAGCUGCUUUCCAGUGCUGUGCUUUCUAGAAAAGAAUGGGCAGGCGAUACAAAACAAAAUUUGGGGAUGCAGGGUGUAUCUUCACGUCUGGUUGUGUUUCAGAAUUAUAAAACCCAAGACAGGGAGUACAUGUCAUUCUAGAUGUCAUUCUGGGAGUGACUUAUCUGACACGUUAGAAAGCUGGGAUGACUGUUACUAUGAUCUCUUCAUUGCCAAAGGAGAAUUAAUCUAUUUACCCAAUAUUACCUUUAUGGCACAGUGGUUGGUAGCCACUUAUAUGUCCUAAGGAAGAUGAACAACUGGUAACAAAGAGAGGUCCUGAAAUAUUUUAUGUUGUGGAUGCUAAAGUCAGCUCUGUACUUUUUUGGUCUGGUGAAGUUAGAGGUCCAGCUUUAAAAUAAAAAUAUCUGGUUUUGUUACAAUUAUAGAGUUAUCAUGUAUGUUGUUUCCACAUUAAGGCCUGUCUCCCCUCUUGAGAGAGAAGGAAGACAGUGUCCGUAUUCCUGCAUUUUGUACAGAAUUUGGUGAAAUUUAUAAUGUUUUAGAGAAUCAAGUUUUCAUGGUUACUUGGAAUAAUUUUGAUGGAACUUCAAAAAAGAGUAUGUAUAUGAAGGGUGGCUUUGCAGAAACAGAAGACAGAACAUCUUCUUGCUGGAUCUCUUUGCUGGAGACAGAAGAUACUUGUAGCAAGUUAGUACAGCUUCCCUAAAUUGUGCUUCUCUGAUGUGGAUGCUUAUCUGCCUUUCAUGGGAAUGAUAACACACUUUCGUGAAAAAAGAGAAUCUGUUACUAUUUUCAGUUUUGGAGUGAACUGAUCACUUGUUAGUUGACAGCAAAAACUUUCUCCUCCCUUAGCUGAGGAGGACAGAAUGGUGUAUGUGCAAGGGCUAAGCAGAAGGAGAGAAAUGAAUUAUUUCUGUCCGCACAGACAUCACUGUCCAUUCAGGAGCUGCUCUAAGCUCUGUCUUGACAAAGUCUAUAACUUGAGCCACAGGGGAAAUACUUGCUGCUGUUUGGCUGAGCUCUUGUUUUUACAUGAGUGUGAAACUUGCUCCCCUUGUGAAACUUUGAGAGGUGCUCUUUAUGGUGCAUCCACAAGUCUGUAGCGUUGUACAGGCCAUAAAUGUAGAAAGGUUCAAGAGCACUGGUGUAUUUUACGUAGUUCAACAAACGUGAACCCUAUUGUAAAAGUUUUGCUAGUAAAUUUUGGAAAAAUCAAUAGACCUGGUGUUUCAGGGAUUAAAUCAGCCGUAUAGGCAAAAUUCAAAGAUCUCAUGUAGGAGGUAGAUUGUUUUGUGUCUGCACUUUUCUGUAAGUAAGUGGCUGAUAUUGACACAUCAGAGUCAGGUACUGGACUAGUUUAUCCGACCUGUGUCGGAUAAUCAUGUGCCAGUUCCUGUGUUCUCAAAAUGUAUAGAAAAUGAACUCCAAAAAGAAAAAAGGAGAACUUGUUUAUGUAGUCUAGCUUUUUCAAAGUCCAUCUUUAAUCUCCUAAAACAAAAAGAUGGUACCUUAGUGGAAAAGAGCUGUAUGAAAAUAACUGAUUUUGAGGAGAAUAUUCUUGGUAGAGGAGUUCUUCCAAAAUUCCUGAAUUUUCUGGAAACUUAACAUGCCCCUUACUCACUUGGUGAUGAAAUCAUUGUAAUGUAGGAACUGACAUUCCCUGCAAAGUUUUGAGCACCUUCUGUGAGCUAUGAGGUAUCCAAAGACAGGUAGCUGAGGCCUCUCAGCACCCUUCCUGGGCAUCUUAUUUUUCUGUAAUUAUUUUAGUUUUCAGUAUUCAAGGAAGAAAAAAAAUACUCUGAGUUUUGUAUUCAGGGACUAGAUUAUCUAACUCCAAGAUAUUUUGUCUGUGCAUCAAUGUUUAGACAUUUUAUGAAUAAAAUAUAUUUUCCAAAUCA
This is a messenger RNA of Struthio camelus australis, 3224 nucleotides long. Lineage: Eukaryota; Metazoa; Chordata; Aves; Struthioniformes; Struthionidae. The record is from RefSeq and is a predicted model, not a curated record.